AUGGACAUGGACUUCUCAGUUGCUGAGGGUCAUCUAUGUAACAUGGGAAGAAUGAUCGAAGAAAUAGAGGGCAAGCUGAGGAACUCACUGGAGCAGGUUUAUUUUGGGAAGACAAAGGAAAUGGUUUGCACUUUGCGUCCACCCUCUGAACUGGCUCAAAUGAGGCUGCCCGACAGCCGUGAUGCGUGA
This is a messenger RNA of Ilex paraguariensis (yerba mate), 189 nucleotides long. NCBI's taxonomy places the organism in Eukaryota, Viridiplantae, Streptophyta, Magnoliopsida, Aquifoliales, Aquifoliaceae. The record is from the annotation of a GenBank genome assembly.